Messenger RNA from Oppiella nova, 1845 nucleotides. The record is from the annotation of a GenBank genome assembly. NCBI's taxonomy places the organism in Eukaryota, Metazoa, Arthropoda, Arachnida, Sarcoptiformes, Oppiidae.
AUGACACUAAUUGUGGUCGUGUUGAUAAUGGUCUGUAUUAUUGUCAUCAUAUGGGAGGACCUCUUAGCAGACAAUGUGGACAAACCAUCGCCACAUCGACUGCACCACAGUUUCGAUGAUUUAUUGGUCAACAAGUCGUCGGUGAACAUGAAUCCAAUGGAUCCGUUGACAGAUGUGUUGAACUCAAGUCAACUGAAGUUCGUGUCCGAACAGAACACUCGGACUGAGUCCAAGUGUUGGCGAUUCCAAGACUACGAAGUGUUGUCUUCGUGUGUGACUUGUGAUGACACAGACAUCACAUCCAGACAUCUGACUGCUUGCAAAGCCAAUGGAUUGAAACAACUCAUUAAAUGCCAAUCCAUUGAUGAAUUGGAUGAAGACAUCCAUAUCUGCGGUGUCUGUAAGCAGUCGUUUGGAGACAUCAAUGCGUUUGUCAGACAUAAGAAGGUCUGCAAACACGACAAGAAGAGGGUAUCAAAUGCCGCACCAAAUGAGUCCAACACUAAAAAGAUACCAGAUAAUGCGGACAAACACUUAGAAAAUGAAUCGGAAUUAGUUCAGUCGACCAUCACUUCGACUGGAAGUACAAUCUUCUACUCUAACGGCGCCUAUGCAUCCAGCGAUAGAAGUAGUUUAGUGAAGCACCAGAGGAUACACACCGAUGAACGGCCCUAUAAAUGUCAACUCUGUAGGUAUGCCAGUCGUAACUCAAGUCAAUUAGUGGUGCACUUACGGACUCAUACAGUUACUUCAUACAAGUCGGCCAUCAAAGGCAAUCUCCAAAUGCAUUACAAACUCAAUCAUUCCGGUGAGAGUCAAAUGCAAUGCAAUGAAUGCCAAUUCGUGGCCACUUCUAAGAAGGCUCUCAAAGAGCACGUCAGAGAUCACAACUUGAAGUCCUUGUCCUGCGAUCACUGCAAUUACACGACUGGUUCCCGUUCAGCGCUCAACAAUCACAUCAGAACCCACACCAAUGAGAAGCCCUUCCAGUGCACAGUCUGUGACUAUGCCUGUCGUCAGGCCUGUAAUCUGAGCACUCAUAUGAAGAAAAAGCACCCGAACUCUGGUACGGGUUUUGUAUCGAAACCAAGACCUAAACCGCGAAAUCAAAUACGUUUGAGAACUGGUGGUAAUGCGUCCAAAAAGACGGGUUACUGUCAGACGAUAUUUGAGUGCCAUUUGUGUGACUGUUCUUUCGUGAGAGAAGACUCUCUGCGAAGUCAUCUGCGACACCAUCAGGACCUCAUCCCCACUACCGGUGCCGCUCUCGCUAUACUCCAACUCCAACACGAGAACCAAAUGAACGAACAAAUGGCAGAUAACGACAAACAAACGCAAGUAAUCGCCGAAAGGACACAACCGCAGGAACUCGAGUUGGAAAUGGACACCAAUGACAAACCCGAUGAUACCAUUGCUGUGAACAGUCAUCUCUACCGAAGACUAAUGCAUGACAACGUGGAGGCUAAUAGCGAGCACUCAUACAACCGAUCGAUACCACCGAAGGCCAACUCACGAAGAGGUCGGCCGCAGAAGAGGUCUCGCAGUCAAGUGCUGACCAAACCUCUGGAGUUGGUUCCCUCGCCCACAGCGUCGGGUCAAGUGGUCUACCAUUUGCCACAAUCGAUGCGUUUGGUUUCAUACGUUCCCAUCGGAUCCAACGCCAACUCCGUGGACACAGUGUUCGUCAUCAACAGCGACUCCAUCGAUGGCAACACUGACUCCAUGACGACAACCAUUAUGAACACCAAUUGAUUGCAUUUUGCACUCAAUUUAUAUACAAAUUAUAUGUUUUUAUUUCAAAUGUUAUAUAAAUUGACAGACAUUUGGUUAACCAUUAAAAUGAUG